This is a messenger RNA of Adelges cooleyi (spruce gall adelgid), 1952 nucleotides long. Its product is annotated as leucine-rich repeat-containing protein 57-like. Lineage: Eukaryota; Metazoa; Arthropoda; Insecta; Hemiptera; Adelgidae. Gene Ontology annotation, molecular function: protein binding. The transcript has 10 exons. The record is from RefSeq and is a predicted model, not a curated record. Bases 816 to 1892 code for a protein of 358 amino acids.
UUCCAGAGUCUAUAAAUUGCUAAUACUUUUCUAUAAACAGCUCAGUCGUUAAAUAAAUAACAUCUGGUUAUUUGAUGUGAAUAUCAGCUAGAAGAAAGCCGUGAGCUCCAACCGUAGUGUUAAACAUACACACGUAGACCACGACAUUAACUUUUUGGCAAGCCAAUUUUGGACGCAAACCAUCCGUUGCGUCCAUUUCGUUAUCAUAACGGUUGCCGUGGACUUUCCAUGUAGAGAUAUAUAUUUUAAUCUGUGGUUCAAACUUAAAACAAAUUACACCUUGCUCUGAACUUAAAAUGUCUAAACAAAAACACUUUUAGCACAGAACUGGACCGUAAAUUCUUCCUGGAAAAAUAUUAGCUCUUAGGAAUGGACCACCUUUUCAAAAGGCUGAUGAUGCAAAUACAACAGAAAAAAUGAUGUGUAGAUCCACACAAAAUAAAAUGUCCUACUGCGUUCCUACUAGUUUUAGGAAUCCCUUCCUUUUAACAUUUCAAUAUAAAAAAUAAUUUUUUUUUUUUACAUCAGACAAGUAAAAAAUCACCAAUGCGCGACGCACAGUCCAUUGAUUAUUUGUUCACUAUCCAUGUCACAUUGCACCCAAUAAUAAACAUAGGUUGAGUUGCUAUGACAGCCCGAAAAAAUGGGUUCUAUGGUUAUAUUUUCCCUUAUUGAUAAUAAGUGUACAGCGCAAAGUCAUUUUUCGUGUAUUGUUCAAAUAGGCCAAAUACUAUAGACAACGGGCAUUUAUUAAAAGUUGAAACUGCCCAUAUUAUUAAAAUUUUAAAUAUAAUAAUUAUUGGAAAACAUUCGCAAUGGAAAUUGUGGAUUUAAAAAGUAGAAAUUUAAGUUCAAUACCAGAAUCGAUUUUUCAAGACAUUGGAUACGGUGUUCGUUUUUUAUAUUUGAAUAACAACAAUAUACGGACAUUGCCAGACAAACUGUUCACCGGUCUUCCUAAUCUUACAUGGUUAGACUUACGGUGUAACAGGGUUCGUCGAAUACCCGACAGCGUCGAAGGCCAUCCCAAUUUGCAAGUGUUUUUACUGGGAAAAAACAACUUAAAGGAAUUACCUACAGUGCUUGGGUCAAUACGCAAACUUCGGGAAUUACAAUUCGGCGGAAAUCCUCUAGAGUUUCCAAGUAGAGACGUGUUAAGAAAAGGUUCGAAAUACUUAAUUAAAUAUCUACAACGUCAAUGGCUUUGCGAAACGGAUCAAUCCGAAAACGACGAGAACCUUAAAAGAACAAAACCAGCGGCUGAUUCGGUUUCUUCUAUGCCCGUUGAAAAAAAACUACCUGACAGUACGUCGUCAAAAAGGAAUCGACUGAUGGAAAGAUACAGUUGGCCAAUGAUAUUCCUGACUAAUUGGAGCAGCGAUCGUUUAGUAACCGAUCGGGAUAUUAGGAUGAAAGAACUAGAGCGACUUUAUUUGGAAAAACAAAAGGCAAUACUUGAAAAACAAGAAAGGAAUCUCCAGUUAUACAAGAAUAAAGAAACAUUAAGAGCGUGGAGAAAUAAAGCAAAACAGUUACAACGUAUUGAAAGUACUUACAAAUGUAAUAACUAUAAAGGACUUGAAAUGCCUUUUGGAAUCGAUAAAGAUUUUUUCAAAAUGGUAUCUAGGCAAACCUAUAAUAAAGAAAUUAGUGAAAGUCUGAAACCUAAACGAACAACUAUUACUAUGUCUAAACCGUUUGACUUUGAUUUAGAAAUGUCAAAUAUUUAUCAAAUGCUUAUUGAUAUAUCAUCAAAAGAGCCGGGCGAAGAACAUAUAGAUGAGAAAAAUGAGAGCUCUCAAACAACUACUAACGUCGAAAAAGAAAUGCAAAAGCUACACGCCAUACAAAAACGCAUCAUUAAUUUGAAAAGUCAUAUCACCAAAAAAUGACAUUUUUACAAUCAACUAUUGUAAAUAUUAGCGACAUUGAUUCCAAUAUUUUAACUCAAG